Amorphotheca resinae ATCC 22711 is the source of this 2013-nucleotide messenger RNA. RefSeq lists its product as hypothetical. Gene Ontology annotation, molecular function: protein-cysteine S-palmitoyltransferase activity. The record is from RefSeq and is a predicted model, not a curated record. Lineage: Eukaryota; Fungi; Ascomycota; Leotiomycetes; Helotiales; Amorphothecaceae. Gene Ontology annotation, cellular component: Golgi apparatus; endoplasmic reticulum. Gene Ontology annotation, biological process: peptidyl-L-cysteine S-palmitoylation; protein targeting to membrane. The coding region runs from base 1 to 2013 and encodes 670 amino acids. The transcript is spliced from 2 exons.
AUGCCAAACUCUCCCGCCGGCGAAACAUUCCCCAAUGCCCAGGUCGCGCAAUCCGAGACGGGCGACGCUGCAAGUACACUGUCAUCGCGGAUGACCGAUAUAGCAUCAGAUGAUGGAGGAGAAUAUGCGGUAGACCCGACGACGUCCUCGGUGGCACAAUCAACGAGUCGAAGACGUAGCGUGCAGACAGCGACGGGCGAUGCCACCUCGAGGCCCAAUACCGGCGUGACUGGCGUCUCUUCGCAACGAGGCGGAUGGUCCCAAGCAACCCGAUCACGGAGAACCCUUUCUGGAGCUAAUGGCAAACGGGCAAGCAUACCAGGGAGUGUAUCCAGCUCCUCUGUUGGCCGACCACAAAGCGCUACUAGCAAAUCGCAUGUACCCUCCCUCACCUCUCAUGCCUUUUUCCGUCCCAUGAGUUCGCAGCGACUGCAAGCACAGCGGGGAGGCUCUCGACCGCCUACAAUGGGACAGCAGGGCAUGGGUGAGGAUGGACCAGUGGAGGAUGGUGGACAUACUACGAGGAACAGCUUUUACUCCAACUCAACGGCAAUGCAGGGACCCGGCACGCAUGAUGAUGUAUAUGGGCGUUCACCCCCUUCGCGCGGAACGGAGAUGACAGAGCAAGAAACUACGGAGAGAACGACGGCCAAUCCAAGUCCAGCGAAUGAUCGUCAUGCAACUAGGAGCCUCACGGACAGCGUGCGACCACUGCAACAGAACCCUGCGAACAGGAAGGGAUUGAGUCUGAAUAUAGAUAAAAGUUACAACACUGGUGGAGGCCUACCUAUGUCUGCGAAGUCGCCCAACUCUUUGCAUUCAAAUUUCCUGUUAACCCCGAGAGGAGAUGCCGCCCCAAAUAGUCCAAAUCGAAGUAGCCACGGCCGAGAGAAGCUACCUUCCGCUGCUUCGUCUCCCGGUCUGACAACAUUCGAUGAUGCCAAGGAUAUGCCCAAGCAGAACCUUGGACGUAAUUAUCAGUAUUUCGAGGGCAACACCGUUUUCUUCUGGGGAGGUCGAUUGCAGAAUACUCGACACAGACCAAUCAACAUUGCCACCGGGCUAUUUGUUCUUGUUCCAUCGAUUCUUUUCUUUGUAUUUUCAGCGUCCUGGUUGUGGCACCACGUUUCUCCUGCGAUACCCAUUCUAUUUGCCUAUAUAUUUUAUCUUUGCAUGUCUUCCUUCAUCCACGCUUCCGUUUCUGACCCUGGAAUUCUUCCUCGUAACCUUCAUCCAAUGCCUCCCGCUGCUGAGAACGAGGAUCCUCUUAGAUUGGCACCACCUAUGAAUGACUGGACUAUGAUCAAGUCCGCUCAAUCGUCUACUGCUGCGAUGGAAGUGCCAACUAAGUAUUGCAAAACCUGCAACAUUUGGCGCCCACCUCGUGGCCAUCAUUGUCGAGUCUGUGAUAACUGUAUCGAGACUCAAGAUCACCACUGUGUCUGGCUCAACAACUGUGUUGGCCGUCGCAACUACCGCUACUUCUUUACUUUCGUUGCCAGUUGUACGAUCCUUGGACUUUUCCUUCUCGCUGCAAGUUUGGCACACGUUCUCGUCUAUAUGAACCGUCAUCAUAUCUCCUUCGGUGCAUCGAUAAGUCACCUUCGUGUCCCAUUCGCAAUGUUCAUCUACGGCAUCCUCGCGACCCCUUACCCUGCUGCUCUGAUGGUCUAUCAUCUUUUCCUCAUGGGCCGGGGAGAAACAACGAGGGAAUAUCUCAAUUCCCACAAAUUCCUCAAGAAGGAUCGUCAUCGGCCUUUCACCCAGGACAGCGUAAUCAAGAAUUGGCUUGUGGUCCUCUGCCGACCAAGGCCUCCAACCUACUUAGACUUCAAGCAGCAAUAUGAAGAAGGCGACCAACGCUUCGGACAGAGACGAGACAAGCGUGCCGCUCCGCUAACGAAAGAAGUCGAAGACGGUGCUGGGGCAACGAUGGAAAUGCAGAGUGUUCAUUGGGGUCAGGGGGGCUUUCAGGGACCAACAACAUUGCGUGGAAAGAGCACUGGAUCAUGA